Molecule: messenger RNA, 1316 nt
Organism: Strongylocentrotus purpuratus (purple sea urchin)
Lineage: Eukaryota; Metazoa; Echinodermata; Echinoidea; Camarodonta; Strongylocentrotidae
Exons: 3
Coding region: 409-1137 (242 amino acids)
Source: RefSeq, a predicted model, not a curated record
UACUGAUAUCAUACAUAAAAUUAUUAAUGUUGUAGGGUGUAAAAUUGGAACAAACUGAUGUUUGAUACUCUUAAUCUCAGGGAAUUUACGGCAAAACAAAAAAUAGGCGUUUAACAUUAAUGAUUUAUUAAUCCAAGUUUGUUUGGACAAAAUAAUACUACAUGUAUCAGAUUUCAUUGAGGUCGCACUGUCGAAAGUCUUCGGAUACCGAUCGAGUUCAAAGUACAUACUUGAUUAUAUUGUAUGCGGAGCGGAGAAUACCAAACAUUCGGUGUUUACAUGAAUAACAUGUAUUACAUGCAGCAUGAUAUCACGUGUAGUACAUGGGGAAUUUUCGCUGACCUAGUUGGAGGAAGUACUUCCUAUCUGACACGACAUAUAAGCUUGUGAAUUAUAUCAAUUCAGCUCAUGAUGGCGGAGAGUUCAACGGAGAGCGGGGGAAUGCUUCAAUACUUAGUUGUGAAGAAGGUAGAUGUGUGCGUAUGUAGUGGCAGCCAUUCAGACAACGUGCAGGGCCUCAUCCAGCAGAUCGAGGAAGACAUGCCAGACGUCGUAGGAAGCGUGAGGUUUCAGACUCUCCCUUACAACAUCAGCGACAUGAAUAGGUUUGAUUUCAGUGGGAUAGAUGUUCUACUUCUAUGUCAUUCUAUAGAGAACAGGCGAUUCUCACUUACCAAUGUUACCGAUGCUCUGUAUGAUGGUUUCUUACCGAAGGCAAAGAAGUUUGUGGGGAAGAGCAAAGUUGGGGUGAUCGCCCAUGAUUUUCCUGAGGAGGCACGCACAGGAGAAAACCUGACUUCUCGGAUGGAAUCAUUCCGUAACAAUCAGGAGACAACAUUUACGAGUUCUUCCGUAGUUCUAAUCGGUGGUCGUCUCCAUCAGGUUCCCGUAGAGAUUAAUCAAGAACAGCUUAACGAACUCAAACAAUUCUUUCGUUUUGCUUCAUCACCCCCGCCUGAAGAGGCUGCAGAAGUUUGCUUAAGGAGACGAUCAUGCAUUUUAUGCCUUCCAUUUGUCCAAUGCUGCAUGAAGAUGUUUCCUUGUUGUAGGCCUCGGCAGAACGUGGGAUGCCUUGCUUACUCUGUUCAACAUGAUGGUUCCCCUUACGCUAUCAGCAGAGAUGACAAUAUGGCAUGAGUGGCUAAUCUACCGAAGCCGCGAAAUCCACAAAAGUAAUCUCAUACCGCAGUUGCUUUUGAAGAGAAAGACAGUACAGAAAAAACAGAUCACAUUUCCUGAGACACACAGUCACUAAUGCUUAGCUUAAAGGUAAUACAAAGUUUUGGUAUGGGGUCAUGAAUUUGGUUCAAAUGAAC